This is a messenger RNA of Fusarium oxysporum Fo47, 912 nucleotides long. RefSeq lists its product as uncharacterized. The transcript has a single exon. NCBI's taxonomy places the organism in Eukaryota, Fungi, Ascomycota, Sordariomycetes, Hypocreales, Nectriaceae. The record is from RefSeq and is a predicted model, not a curated record. The annotation marks the transcript as partial.
AUGUAUCGGUCUUUACUUCUACAGCUUCUCGAAGGGUUCCCCGAUCUUCAGACAAUCCUGGACGACCCUGAUCUGAUACCACGGAACCAGGUCACAUGCCCACCGUUGAACAUCCUCAAAGACUUAUUCCGUUCCGCCAUCUCAUCUCUCGGGAAGCUAGCUCUUACCUGUUUUGUUGAUGCCCUGGACGAGUGUGAUGAACAACAGGUUAGGGACAUGGUUGAGCUCUUCGAAGAAGUCGCAGAACAAUGUGUGGAAGAUAACGUGAAGUUUCAAGUGUGCUUCUCGAGCCGUCAUUACCCUUACAUUGACAUCAAGUCGGGGAUUCGAUUGACAUUAGAAGGCCAAGACGGUCACAAUGAAGACUUAAAGCUCUAUAUCAGCAAACACCUGCGGAUUCAGAAUGCCGCCCUUGUGGAUGAGUUGAAGCAGAUGAUGCUUGAGAAGGCGGCUGGUGUUUUCCUCUGGGUUGCUCUGGUGGUGGAGAUUCUAAACAAAGAGGAUCGCCAUGGACGCCUAGCACUUCGGAGAAGACUGCAAGAGGUACCAAGUGAAUUGAGUGAGCUUUUCAAGGACAUCCUGACUCGGGAUCAAGAGCACAUGGAAGAUCUGUUACUCUCUAUUCUCUGGAUUCUUCUUGCAGAACGACCGUUGAAUCCUGAAGAGUACUAUCAUGCGCUUUGGUCUGGAUUAUCACUGAAAGGCCUUGUAGAUCUCGACAUACCGCCCGUCAACAUCUCAGACGCCAGUAGCUGUAUCAAAAGAUUUAUCAUCAGCUCUUCUAAAGGACUUGCUGAAAUCACCAAAGCCAAGAAGCCUACAGUGCAGUUUAUACAUGAGUCUGUCCGUGAUUUCCUGAUCAGGGACAAGGGUCUGUAUCAACUAUGGCCAGAACUUGGGGCAGACUGGGAA